AUGAUUUUAGACACUUCUGAUCCAGUCUGGCUCGAGUAUUUCACUAAGAGUGAAUUGAAAGAAAUAGAGGAUGAAAAAAAAGUAACACUCUCAGAAUUACCUAAAAGCAUGCAAACAUAUUUGGAUUGCUACAACAGCUUGAAAACAUUGGAUGAACUCUGGAACGAACAUACGAAACAUAGCCUCCACCCAAUUCGUGAUGCAGACCUUUACUGGGUUCAUUCAUCAGUGAGGAAUGUGUUGGAGAUCUUGAUGCAUGGCCUGCACAAAAAAUUUAAGACUCAAGCUGAUUAUAUGAAGAGAGCAUGGUCAAUAAUUGACUGUUGUUUCAACAAUGGAGACCUUGAUGUUAUUUCUGGAGAAUAUGUCUCUAAAGCCUCUUCAACCCGAGUUAGUCUCGAUCGCUCCCUUGCUGCAUUAUCUAGACGAAAAAUCGGUACAAAAACCGACAUUCUUUUCACCACGGAAUAUUUGGAAUUCGGCACUGUGGAAGCAGGAAAAAUAUCUGAUGUCAACAGUACAAAAACACUAUAUGAAGCAGGCAUGAAGCUGCCAAAGAACUUGAAAGAUAUGCUGUAUGAUCUUGUUCAGGAGUGUCCGUCGCAACUCAUAAAUACAAAGACAUGUGGUAUCAUCAUUUCUGGUGAGUUAAUUUACUAA
Zychaea mexicana is the source of this 660-nucleotide messenger RNA. RefSeq lists its product as uncharacterized. The record is from RefSeq and is a predicted model, not a curated record. The transcript has 3 exons. Lineage: Eukaryota; Fungi; Mucoromycota; Mucoromycetes; Mucorales; Lichtheimiaceae. Bases 1 to 660 code for a protein of 219 amino acids.